UGUCAACACGACUUUCGUUAUCACUGAUAGGACAGUUUCGGUCGCGCCGCUCUCUGACCGCUCGUGUACUUUCCCUCGCCACCAUGGAACCGAAAAUCAGUCUCAAGGAUGACCCUGCGUAUCAAACUCUACAAAGUUUUUACUGCCUGAACCAUGAGAAAAUUAACAUUCAACAGCUAUUCCAACAAGACCCACAGCGGUUUGAAAAAUUCAGUCUCCGCCUGCCCACGCCCAAUGAUGGGGAGAUCCUGCUCGACUACUCCAAGAACCGAGUGGACAACGCUGUCAUGGCACUCCUCCUGAACCUGGCCCGCACCCGCGGCGUGGAGAAGGCUCGAGAUGCCAUGUUUGCAGGUGAAAAGAUCAACUUCACCGAAAACCGCGCCGUGCUUCACGUCGCGCUCCGCAACCGCAAGAACAGGCCCAUCCUGGUCGACGGGGCUGACGUCACGGCGGACGUCAACGCGGUGCUGGCGCAUAUGAAGGACUUCUCCGGACAAGUCGUCAGUGGACAAUGGAAGGGGUACACUGGCAAGGCGAUCACCGACGUGGUCAACAUUGGCAUUGGCGGCUCGGACCUCGGCCCCCUCAUGGUCACCGAAGCCCUGAAGCCUUACGCCAACCAUCUUAAGGUCCACUUCGUAUCCAACAUCGACGGUACUCACCUGGCCGAGGUGCUGAAGCGCCUGGACCCUGAGACGGCGCUAUUCAUCGUGGCCUCCAAGACUUUCACCACGCAGGAGACCAUCACCAACGCCACCUCCGCCAAGAACUGGUUCCUCGAAGCUGCCAAAGACCCGUCAGCGGUCGCCAAGCACUUCGUGGCCCUGUCCACGAACGGCGAGAAAGUGACCGCCUUCGGCAUUGACCCUAAAAACAUGUUCGGAUUCUGGGACUGGGUCGGAGGCAGAUACUCACUGUGGUCGGCGAUCGGUCUAUCCAUUUCCCUCUAUGUGGGCCACGACAACUUCGAGAAACUUCUGGAAGGAGCAAGCUACAUGGACGACCAUUUCUGCACCGCGCCUUUAGAUAAGAAUGCACCCGUAAUCCUAGCGCUGCUGGGUGUAUGGUACAGCAACUUCCACGGCGCCGAGACCCACGCCCUGCUGCCAUACGACCAGUAUUUACACAGAUUCGCGGCCUACUUCCAACAAGGCGACAUGGAGAGCAACGGAAAAUACGUAACACGGAGCGGACAACAAGUCAACUACUCCACUGGCCCCAUCGUGUGGGGGGAACCGGGGACAAAUGGACAGCACGCGUUUUACCAGCUCAUACAUCAAGGCACUAGGUUGAUCCCGUGCGACUUCAUCGCCCCGGCGCAGACCCACAACCCGGUCGCCGGCGGGCAGCACCACAAGAUCUUGCUGGCCAACUUCCUGGCCCAAACCGAGGCGCUCAUGAAGGGGAAGACAGCGGAAGAGGCUAAGGCAGAGUUAGAGAAGUCGGGCAUGGCCCCAGAGGCGGUGGCCAAGAUUCUCCCCCACAAAGUGUUCAAGGGCAACCGGCCCACCAACUCCAUCGUCGUGAAGAAAGUCACGCCCUUCGUGCUAGGAGCCCUAAUUGCCAUGUACGAACACAAGAUCUUCACCCAAGGCGUUAUUUGGGACAUCAACUCCUUUGACCAGUGGGGCGUGGAGCUCGGCAAGCAACUAGCCAAGGCCAUUGAACCAGAACUGGCCGACUCCAAGCCUGUGACGUCACAUGACGCUUCCACCAACGGGCUUAUCAACUUCUUGAAGCAGAACUUCGCCUAGAUG
Molecule: messenger RNA, 1760 nt
Organism: Cydia amplana
Lineage: Eukaryota; Metazoa; Arthropoda; Insecta; Lepidoptera; Tortricidae
Gene: Pgi
Product: glucose-6-phosphate isomerase
Exons: 12
Coding region: 84-1757 (557 amino acids)
Biological process (GO): glucose 6-phosphate metabolic process; gluconeogenesis; glycolytic process
Cellular component (GO): cytosol
Molecular function (GO): carbohydrate derivative binding; monosaccharide binding; glucose-6-phosphate isomerase activity
Source: RefSeq, a predicted model, not a curated record